CUACUAAUUAGGGUUCCAUGGCCAAAUGAAAUUGGGAACCCCUGCCCUAAGUUACAGAAUUUUAGGUUAUGUUGAAAAAGAAAGAAUAUACAAAAUUAACAUGUCAUCCGUUUCGGUAUUUUGUUGUUUUAGAAGUUGUUUAGAUAACUUUAGUUUUAGCCCAACUGUUCCCCUGGUUCCCAAAGAAAAUCCUAUUCAACUGGAUACAGCUUUUAUGGGAUAUGAGGUGGUUAUUGUAAAAGGGGGUCAGAGAGUAUGUGGUACUGGCGCAGCAUUAGGAAACGCUCCUUUGGUUCAGUCAAAAUCAUAUUUUGAGGUCAAAAUUCAACAAAGCGGUUCAUGGUCCAUUGGUAUUGCUACAAGACAAACUGACCUGAGUCUUUCAUUAGGUGGGAUGGAUGAAUUUUCAUGGGUGUUAGGUCAUGAUCAUAUUAUCCGACAUAAUAAACAAGAACUUCAUAAAAUAAACAUCUGUAAUAAUUCUGAUAAUAAUGGGAUGCAGACCAUACAGGAAGGUGAUAUAAUUGGGGUUGCAUUUGACCAUAUCCAACUGAAAUUUUUCUUGAAUGGGAAGGAAAUUGAACAAUCCAUCAGUAAUGUAAAAGGAACUGUUUAUCCUGCACUGUAUGUGGAUGACGGAGCCAUAUUGGACAUAAUUUUAGAUAACUUCAAACAUUCUCCACCUUCAGGAUUUGAUAAAAUCAUGCUCGAACAAUCACUGCUAUAGAAUAGUAUUAUUUUAAGGCUGAUAAUUGAACAAAAUCGAUGUAUUUAUUUUAUUUUUGAUAUUUUAUGUAGAAUUAAGGCAAACUUCUAUUUAUUAAUACUUUUUCAAUUAUUCUUUGAAAUGCUUAUUUUACACGAUCAAAGUUUUGUAUAAAUGUAUAAUACUAAUGAAUAUAUGUAAAUACUGCAAAUAUUCCAUCCUAGUCCAUCCAUCCUGAUAACAUUCAGUUCUCAUUGUAAUAAAUUAUGCCACGUUAUCAAUCAAGAACAAAACUAAUCUAAUUAAAUGAUACAGUUGA
Leptinotarsa decemlineata (Colorado potato beetle) is the source of this 1025-nucleotide messenger RNA. Its product is annotated as SPRY domain-containing protein 7. NCBI's taxonomy places the organism in Eukaryota, Metazoa, Arthropoda, Insecta, Coleoptera, Chrysomelidae. Gene Ontology annotation, molecular function: protein binding. The record is from RefSeq and is a predicted model, not a curated record.